Messenger RNA from Botrytis sinoallii, 1448 nucleotides. RefSeq lists its product as uncharacterized. Gene Ontology annotation, cellular component: eukaryotic translation initiation factor 3 complex, eIF3m. Gene Ontology annotation, molecular function: metallopeptidase activity; translation initiation factor binding; translation initiation factor activity. Lineage: Eukaryota; Fungi; Ascomycota; Leotiomycetes; Helotiales; Sclerotiniaceae. The transcript is spliced from 2 exons. The coding region runs from base 119 to 1207 and encodes 362 amino acids. Gene Ontology annotation, biological process: translational initiation. The record is from RefSeq and is a predicted model, not a curated record.
ACAAAAAUCCCACUUGCGCAACUGGUUUGCAAUCGACGACGACGAGCCCAUCCCCAUCUCAGACCCUACCACCAACACUCGUCCGCCAGACUCGAUACCGAAUAAUUUUUAGCCCAGCAUGGCAGUCGGUACACAGUCCUUCCUUCACCUCGCGCGGCCACUCGCCCCCGCUUCCAUUGGUGUUCAGCCCACAACCGCACCUUUAAAUGUCAUAAUUCAACCCCAAGCCGUAUUCUCGAUUCUCGACCAUGCCAUCCGUCGCGAUACCAGUGUGACACAAACCCCCCGUGUUAUCGGAGCCCUUCUCGGAAUCCGUUCUGAAGAUGGUAUGGAAUGCGAAGUCCGCAACUGUUUCGCCAUUCCCCACACCGAGACCGAAGACCAAGUCGAAGUCGACGUCGAGUACCAAAAGAACAUGCUGGCUUUACAAUUGAAGGCCAAUCCUCGCGAAGUUCUUUUGGGAUGGUAUACGACCUCUCUUGAACUCAACAGCUUCAGCGCCUUGAUCCAAAACUUCUUCGCCAGUCCUGAGACCGGUACUUUCCCUCACCCGGCUGUUCAUUUGACAGUUAGCACCGAGGCUGGAAAGGAGAUCGAGGCAAAGGCAUAUAUUAGUGCACCUGUUGGUGUAAAUGCUGAGAGAGCAGCUGAGAGCUGUCUUUUCAUCCCAGUACCAUAUGAGAUCCGAUAUGGUGAAUCUGAGAAGAGUGGUUUGGAAUUAAUCUCUGGCGCCAAGGAUAGCGAGAGCCGUGCUGCACCAGUAGUUUCUGAUAUCGAAGGUCUGGAGCGAGCCGUUGACCAAACUCUUGAUCUUUUGGAAAGAGUAUCCGAAUAUGUCAGUUCAGUCUUGGACGAAGAGAGAGAGCCAUCAAAUGCUCUUGGUCAGUUCCUCAUGAACGCAUUGUCCUUAGCACCAAAGGUUGAUGCUGCAGAUAUUGAACGUGACUUCAACAACCACAUCCAAGAUGUCCUGGUCGUAUCUUACCUCGCCAAUACCAUCCGCACCCAAAUCGAACUUUCUCAAAGAUUGGCAACCGCAACUCUUACCAUGGGAGGCUCGGAUGUUCUUGCCGCAGCCAGCAGUGGAGAAGGAGGAGAGAAAUCCGAGCAACGUGGACAGAGAGGUGGUAAGCGUGGAGGAAGAGGUGGUGGUAGAGGAGGCGGACAAACACGAGAGCCAAGAGAGCCCCGGGAACCCGCUGAGUAGUAGACGAUGAUAAAAAUAAAGCCUUUCCAUAAUUUACAGACUUUGUGCAUGUGGAUGGAAAAGUAUGGCGUUCAGGUAGGCUCUAGGCCAAUUCUUAUAGAAUUUCAAAAUUAUGGUUUCUGUCAUUGUGUGUGUUACUAUGAUCAACGAAGUUUAACGCGCAAUGUAGUUUAGCUGCUAGUUGUCAUGAUACUAGACAGUGAAGUAAGGAAUUUCAAGAAAUGGCACACCACAUAACACA